AUGCUGGAGGAGAAAGAUGUGACGCCUGCCAUGCUCGCCAAGGUCUUCAAGGACAUCGGCGAGAGUCCACAGAAGCUCCAAUCCCUGUUGAAGCUCUUUUUUGUGCCUUGGGUCAAGCCGGAGUUUGUGCCUGACCAGGACAAUGCCGUCGCCGGCUUAUCGGACGUCGAGUUCCUGGGAACUGCCGACCUCCCUGCGGACCAAAUGCCCUUUCGCAUGUUCGACGUCGAAACUGGCAACCUCGUGGAGUUCCCGGCCAUCGGCGUGCGGGGCCAGUAUUGCAUGCUGUCUCACCGGUGGAAGGGAGAAGAGUUCACGCUCAGCUACAUCAAAGAUGCGCGCGCAAAGGAGCUCGAGCGCGCCAGGGAGGCCACCCGAGACGGUCGCGGUGCAGAGGACUCCAGCAGAAAGAGCGACAUGGAGUUGGUCUUGGAGCAAUGCAAGCUCGACCUUGAGGAACAGGAGCGUUUGAUACGAGAACUCGGCGUCAAGGACGGAGUGGCCCACGCGGGCCAGGAUGUCGACAUCGGCGGCCUUCUUGACCGCCGUCUUCAGGCCCAGGCUGCUGAAAACAGACUCGGAUGGGCAAUUGAAGCCGAACAUUCGGCUAGAUCCAAGCUGCAUUUUGCCCGGAUGGAGUGCAAGUUAUUCAGCGACCUCCUCGCAGAGAUGCGGGAACAAGUUGAGGAGAAGAUGGAGCAGCACCUGGGCAAGAAUGCAGUGGAUCUUUCCACCGAGCCGCUAUCGCGGAACGAUGUCGGCAGCGACGUCGUCAAGAUGGCUCAGACCGCACUCGAGCGGGCCCUGGCGAAGAGUCAGGCCGCGCAGACGGCGCACAACCAAGCGGAGGUCGACAUCGAGUUCUUCCGGAAACAUCGUCACCUGCGAGAUGCGCUCGACGAGCUGGUUCGCCGCAUCCAAAGAUGGAAAUCGGCCAUCAAGAUCCAGCGGGCAAUCCAGCAUGCGGACCACAUCUUCAAGACCAAACUUUUCCACCGGCGGGAGCGAUGCUACUUGUGGACGGACACGUGCUGCAUCGACAAGACCAACGGCGACGAGACCUCCCAAUCGCUGUCCCUGAUGGGCGACUGGUACGCCAAAGCCGAGUACACGCUGGUGCUGCUGGACACUCCCUCCAACGCUUUGGACGCCGUGCAGGAUUGGCGUUGUUUCGAGGCUGGGAGGUGCGCACCCGAGGUGGCCGGUCCGCAGCAGUCGAUGGCAAACAUCGCGGACUUUGCGGCCAUCAAGGGGUCCGGGUUGGAGUGGUCCACACGGGCUUGGACGCUCCAGGAGCUGGUGAUGAGCAAGACGACUUUCUAUGCCAACUCCAACUGGGAACCCCUGAGCCGACCGGUGGAGAACCUGGGAUACUUUUACUACCUGAUCCCUUUCAUCUCUUUGCACACCCGGGGGGACAGCGGGAACAUCUUCAUGCCAUCGACCGCCGCCCACAACUUGCAAGGAUUCUUGGACGCUGCCAGUCUAAAGACCAUCCUGGGCGAGCACGAGGUUGCGAGGGUGGCGCAACGGCUCCAACAGCCCACGGAAAGGAAGGAAACCGCAGGCGAUGGAACCGAAAAUAUCGAGAGGGCCAUCCAGCUCAUCGCUCUCCUCCAGGGCCUCGGGGUUAACAUUCCCGGCGACCUCACCACGGAGACGGCGACAUCCGAGCUGGCUCGGGCGGUCUACCUCGCCUCGGCAGACUUGACUCAGGGCGAGAUAAGGGACAAUGAGAACGGCCAGCUGCUUCUCAGACUGAUAGAAACCCUCCUUCUCCGAUUGAAGGAAUACCUCCCAGAACCAGACAUCGCGUUGCUCCGUGCGCACCUCAGUGAGGAGGGCAGGAAGGAAGAAGUCGCACAGCACGCGAUCAACCUCGUCCUUCAGUGUCUGGUCGCGGAGACUCGGGAACUCGUCCUCGCUGACCGGAAGUACGUCGCCGAGUUCGGGCAGAUCCAACAGCUCGAGGCCUGGCAGACAGGAACGUGCAGAACCGGCUUCCCAGCCCAGAGCGUUUUGGAAGUGUCGGGAAGUCGGUAUGCUACGGUUCCGACCGACAGAGCGUACGCGCUGAUGGGCAUCCUGGACGUCCGCUUCCGCACCUUUCCAGCGGAGGGCUACACCAAAGCGCUGUCUCGACUGCUCGAUGAGGUGGUCAUUACCCGCAACGACGUCUCGGUGUUCAACUGGACCGGGAUGGAGAUGGGCAGUCCGAUCCGCGGGAGGUCGAUGUAUCCCGUCUCGCACACGGCCUACGGGAACCAGGAGGAUCGGAGCAGACGGUACAAUCUCCUCCUCUCCGCCAAGGUCCAGGACAACAUGGACGAGGUGUUGGCGACCUACAACAGCGUCAUUCAAACACUGCGCAGCGCCAUCAAGCUCGCCAAGGAAAAGGAGCACAAGAGCCUUCCCUUGAGAUGGAUUGAGCGGAUCGUGCAGCUAAUCCAGUUCAACACCUACAAAGAGCUCAAGCCGCAGCUGGAUGCCUUUGGCAAGAUCAUCGGGUACGUCCGAGAGCUCUGCAUAAAGGAGCAGAGGGAGAGAGAAGAGCGGGCCGCGCGGAAAAAGGAGGGGGCGCAGGAGCCAGGAGGUGCGGGCUCUGCCUCAUCUUCUGGGCCCUCCGGCAGCGGGUCAUCCCGUUUCAAGCUGCCUUCAGAGAAAAAGGUCUCUUUAACACGGCCCUCUCUGGGCGCGGGGGGCGAGGCUUCGGAAACCUCUGCCAAGAAGACAUCGAAAACUUCGCUUGGAAGUACCAUGAAAAAAGCCUCCUUCGGGCUCUCCAGGAAGGGCUCCAACCCCGUCGAGAACGAGCCAGUUGAAGAGCUCCCGGAUCCAGAGCCUGCGGAUGUCUCCCCCGCUCCGCCACCGCCCUACGAGGAGGCCGCGACUCUGCCAGCGCAGCCGUCAUGGCACGCCCUCGAUCGCGCAGUGAUGGAUUACCUGUCCAGCCCAACAGAGCAGCGCAUUAAGCAGAAACUUCCUCCGGAGAUCGAAUCCAUCACCGUCGAGCAAUCCAUCGACGCGUCUGACGGCGGCCCUCCCAGCGAUACCUUCAAACCCCAACAACCCUUACUCCAGCAGCAGCACAACCAAGACACCAUCUCGCCCAACCCCAUCAUCGUCACCAACUCGGGCAUCGAAGGCCUCUUGGACAUCCAGCGCGUCAUCGUGACCAUGAUCGACGCGGACAAGCUGCGGCGGCAGAUCGCGGCGGCCCCCGGCCCGGACGCGCGCAUCUCCGGGUGGUGCUCCAUCAGCACGGGCUUCGCGCGCGUCGUGACCAGCUUCGCGUGCGCGCGGCGCAUCCUCGAGCAGGAGCUCGACGUGAUCGAGUCGAUCGAGGCGCGCGUGCUGCACGAGCAGGACCGCGACGCGGGCGAGAAGCGCUUCGAGAGGCUGCGCAAGGACCUGACUGUAAAGACCACCGCCAGCACCGCCGGCGCCGGCGGCCCGGGUGGUGGGACGGGGACCCAGCCGGGUAAGCCGGCCACGGAGAGCCGCAGCUCGAGCUGGUCGCGGGCGAGUGGGUGCUGGCGCGUUUCUCGGGCGCGCCGGGCGCCAACUGGUUCCUCUGCCAUCUGGAGCUGGGUCCCGGGCGCGGGCAGUUCUACGGGCACCGCAUCGCCACCGGCGCCAUAA
Thermothielavioides terrestris NRRL 8126 is the source of this 3642-nucleotide messenger RNA. RefSeq lists its product as uncharacterized. The transcript has 3 exons. The record is from RefSeq and is a predicted model, not a curated record. Bases 1 to 3642 code for a protein of 1213 amino acids. NCBI's taxonomy places the organism in Eukaryota, Fungi, Ascomycota, Sordariomycetes, Sordariales, Chaetomiaceae.